Messenger RNA from Choloepus didactylus (southern two-toed sloth), 999 nucleotides. Its product is annotated as olfactory receptor 4K17-like. Gene Ontology annotation, biological process: G protein-coupled receptor signaling pathway. The record is from RefSeq and is a predicted model, not a curated record. Gene Ontology annotation, molecular function: G protein-coupled receptor activity; olfactory receptor activity. Gene Ontology annotation, cellular component: membrane. NCBI's taxonomy places the organism in Eukaryota, Metazoa, Chordata, Mammalia, Pilosa, Megalonychidae.
GGUAUUACUGUUCUCUUCUUUUUUGCUACAGGUCAUUCCAAUGCAAACCAUACAGUGGAGUCCAUGGAGAAAUUCAAUCAGUCUCAAGUGUCAGAAUUCAUUUUGCUGGGACUAACCAGCUCACAGCAUAUUCAGUUUCUUCUCUUUCCACUCUUCUGUACUAUCUAUGUAGUCACAGUUUUGGGUAACCUUCUCAUUGUUGUCACAGUGUUUUCCACCCCUAACCUGAGCACCCCCAUGUACUUUCUCCUUGGGAACCUCUCCUUGGUGGAUAUGAUACUUGCUUCCUUUGCCACCCCUAAGAUGAUUGUGAACUUGGUUAAAAAGCAUAAGACCAUUUCUUUUGCUGGAUGCUUUACUCAGCUCUUUCUUCUUCACUUACUGGACGGGGCUGAAAUGGUCCUGUUGGUCUUCAUGGCGUAUGACAGGUAUGUGGCCAUUUGUAAGCCUCUACACUACAUGACCAUCAUGAACAAGAAGGUGUGUAUGUUGCUGGUAGUGGCCUCAUGGCUCUUAGGUCUACUUCACUUAGGGCUUCAGAUACCUUUUGUUGUGAACUUGCCUUUCUGUGGUCCCAAUGUGGUGGAUAGUAUUUUCUGUGAUCUUCCUCUGGUUACUAAGCUUGCCUGCAUAGAUACAUAUAUUGUACAGGUUGUCAUUGUUGCCAACAGUGGGAUGAUCUCCCUGAGCUGUUUCACAAUUUUGCUUAUCUCCUACAGUCUUAUCCUCAUUACCAUUAAGAACCAUUCUUCUACUGGGUAGUCCAAAGCCCGAUCCACCUUGAUGGCUCACAUUACAGUGGUGAUUCUCUUCUUUGGCCCGUGCAUCUUCAUCUACAUCUGGCCCUUCAGCAACCACUCUGUGGAUAAGUUCCUUGAUGUAUUUUACACCAUCGUCACUCCUAUCUUGAAUCCAAUUAUCUACACUCUGAGAAACAGAGAAAUGAAGACAGCCAUGAAAAUCUGGAGUGCUUUUGUGGGUUCCAAACAGGUUACAUAA